This is a messenger RNA of Diceros bicornis minor, 2280 nucleotides long. It is a transcript of the gene LDOC1, whose product is annotated as LDOC1 regulator of NFKB signaling. The record is from RefSeq and is a predicted model, not a curated record. The coding region runs from base 134 to 568 and encodes 144 amino acids. NCBI's taxonomy places the organism in Eukaryota, Metazoa, Chordata, Mammalia, Perissodactyla, Rhinocerotidae. The transcript is spliced from 2 exons.
UCCUGCGCGCACUGCCCUCCGUCCCUGGCCACCGCGCUCCUCCGCGGACACGCACUUCCUGCGAGGCCUCUGUGCGCACCUUAGCCGAGCCGAACCGAGCCGAGCUCAGCCUUGCCCUUCCAAGCCGUUCGCCAUGGUGGACGAGCUGGUGCUGCUGCUGCACGCGCUCCUGAUGCGGCACCGCGCCCUGAGCAUCGAGAACAGCCAGCUCAUGGAACAGCUGCGGCUGCUGGUGUGCGAGAGGGCCACCCUGCUGCGCCAGGUACGUCCGCCGAGUUGCCCGGUGCCCUUCCCUGAAACGUUUAACGGCGAGAGCUCCCGGCUCCCUGAGUUUAUCGUGCAGACGGCGUCUUACAUGCUUGUCAACGAGAACCGAUUCUGCAACGACGCCAUGAAGGUGGCAUUCCUAAUCAGCCUGCUCACCGGGGAAGCCGAGGAGUGGGUGGUGCCGUACAUUGAGAUGGAUAGCCCCAUCCUAGGUGAUUACCGGGCCUUCCUCGAUGAGAUGAAACAGUGUUUUGGCUGGGAUGACGAUGAAGAAGACGACGACGAAGAUGAUGAUUACUAGGCCCCGAGACCCUCGGGCCUAGGUGGGAGGGCCCUGCACGCCGCUCCCCUCCCCCGCGCGCCCUCCUGCCCUGUCCGGAGCCGCCGCGCUCCCCCUCGCCCUCCUAUCCCCUUUCCUACCCCUGCCCUCCCAUUCUCUUCCUCAUCCCCCGCCUCCCUCGUAGUGCUUGUCUUUGUUCCAGGAAUAGUGAGUGCUCCAGUUACCUGCUGCUGGAGCUGGGGCCUCGCUCUGAAGCGCGCCGCCACCCAGUCUGGCCAGCCCCAGGACCCUCCGCUGCUAAUUUGGACUGUGUCCUGAGCCCCAGCUUUAGGGCAGGACCCUGUUACAAACUGGUCAGACUGCGCACAGCCCUGCCAAACUGCCAGGCCUACAUCUGCCCAGAGACUUAAAGCUGCCACUUCACCGUCGUCCAUCACAUUCCAGUGACAGACCACCACCUUUGGAGAUAAGAGUCAACCUAGAAGAUGCCUGAGUUGGCUACACCUCCUCGGACAAUGAUUUGUACAGCUCACCAACCUUUAAAGGGCCAGUCUUGCAGCCUGGCACCCGUUUUGCACAGCUGUUAUUUUUUUUCCAAAAUUGCAGCAGUCCCACAGAUGUGUGCAUUUGGACAAAAAUACUAAAAACAAACAAGAACAGGCACUCGGCCCAGCUCCUCAAUACUACCUGGAAAAAGCACUUGUUCUUUUCAAUAAAUAUCAAGCACUACUCAAAAAAGAAAGGAGUGUCUUUUAAUGGUUAAAUGCCAUCAUUGGCCACUACCUCUCUCACUCUGACUCCCAUUGUUCCCACUGAGAUCAGGGAAGUUAGUUCAAUGCCAGUAUUCCCCACUGUCAUCUCUAGGCUACAGAGGACAUCUACCACAGGACUUUAUUGGGAUUCUGGUGCUCCCCUCACCAAGGCAUUUCUUAAAGCCCUGGCGAAGGGAGUGUUCUCUGGAGCCUCCUGGGUGACAUGGGUAAGGGGUGACUGAGCAGGUGGCACACCAUCCCAAACUGGGACACUUUUGAGAGUGAAAGUGACACUAUUAAUAAUUAGACUGGGACAACAGGCAUAAAUCUGGACACAUACAAUAUUCCUAUCUUCCUGAGCCUUUGGGUUCCUUCCUUAACACUGCCAGGGAGGUUCUGUGCCUUAAUUCUUAUUGCCUGUGGAGUACUUUUAAGUUCAGGCUGCAGUUAACAACGUAGCACAUUGUUUUAAUGCCCCUUUCAGGCUCGAGCUAAAAUUAAAUCCUGGUUCCUUGGUAAGUGCACCGGUAAUAAAUAGAAUCUUAACAUUUCAUCCUCCUUGGGAAGACACCCUUAGAAUCCGCACCCAUACAUAUGCCCCAGGUUCCUGCCUAUGGAAGUUGGCACUAUGCCUGGCUAUCUCCUGAACUAGACCUUGUACUGCUAUCUGGGCUAUGCUGAGAUCUCUGUGGCCCAAGAGGGCUCAGAGGCAUUGAGAGAGUGGGGUGGGUGCUGAGAAUAAUGCGCAUACCUCUGUGAGGCCAUUACUCCAGGUUAAGUCAUUGAAAUGUUAAAUCAGAGAAGCUUGGUUGGGGGAUUUGUGGGGGCUCCCUCUGCCAGCCAGGCACGUUCAGGAGGAUUUGAGGAGUUCAGAGUUUUCAUUCUCAUCUAUAUCUGCUAAUGUCCUCAUUGUACCAUGCCUGGAGGCAGCCCUACCUUACGACCUCUAAUUUAGACAAUAAAUUUCUUUAUUGUUUAAGA